AUGCUCAAAGGCAUAGUUAAAGCUCACUGGCCAGAACAGACUGAAAAGGGUGACAUCGGUCUUUGUUUUGCUGCUGAUAAGCUUUGCCGGAAUCUAAAUCCCAACAAAGUUGAUUUCUAUCCCGCUGAGAGACUCAUUGAAGUUGUACUCACAGCGAUGACACUAAAUUAUAUUUGGUAUUCCUUACUUCCCAAUUCCUUGUUCACAGCUCACUUUUUCGAUGAUCUCUGCCAACUUGCUCAUGAUGCAUACCUGUCAGAAUCUGGAAUGCUGUCAGAGACUGGAAUAUUGUCAGAGUCGGACAAACUGUCAGAAGAUGGAUGGAAGACGGAUUGGGUUCUGUCUGAGUUGAGGUCGGAGGUGAUGCAGAGGUCUGUUGGAGUGCGUGUGCGGAUAUAUGGGCGGAAAUAUGUGGCGCGUCCGGAAGUGCUGUUCAAGGUUAGCAGAGUGGGAUCGCAGCCUCAGCGACUCAGGUGGAGUGCUGUGCCCUGA
This is a messenger RNA of Cantharellus anzutake, 492 nucleotides long. RefSeq lists its product as uncharacterized. Bases 1 to 492 code for a protein of 163 amino acids. The transcript is spliced from 2 exons. The record is from RefSeq and is a predicted model, not a curated record. Lineage: Eukaryota; Fungi; Basidiomycota; Agaricomycetes; Cantharellales; Hydnaceae.